Molecule: messenger RNA, 933 nt
Organism: Tetrahymena thermophila SB210
Lineage: Eukaryota; Ciliophora; Oligohymenophorea; Hymenostomatida; Tetrahymenidae
Product: diacylglycerol acyltransferase
Exons: 2
Biological process (GO): triglyceride biosynthetic process
Cellular component (GO): endoplasmic reticulum membrane
Molecular function (GO): diacylglycerol O-acyltransferase activity
Source: RefSeq, a predicted model, not a curated record
AUGGACUCAGAGCUUUUAAAAUAAGACCAUAAGAAGGUACCUAAAAACCUCUUAAAAGCAUGGCUUGGAAACAUUUUUUACUUCUAUGUAAUGUACCUUGUAAGUUUGUAUCUAUUCAUCUUCCUCUUGUAUAAGAGUCUUUAUGAAAAGAGUAUAGUGUCUGGAGCUAUUCUUGCUUCAAUUUGUACUUAUUAAUACUAUUUUGCUAAAAGAUCUGAAACCUUCAUUAGGUUUAUCAAGUGGAUAUAAUUUCAUUAAAUUUUUGAAGACUGGACUUUUGUUAUGGAAGAACCUAUUUAAGAAAAGAAUUCUAUGAUAGCUUUCCACCCUCACUGUAUUUUUAAUAUCGCCUUUGUCUGGAAUAACCACAUAAACUAUGAGAUAACUCCACUAGCAUCUAGGAUGAUUUAUAAUGUUCCAUUUACCGGUAUCUUCGCAAGAUGGAUGGGAAUAUCUACAGUUGAUGCUCAAAAUAUGAAAAAUAAAAUGAAAAAAGGAUAAAACAUAGGAUUGCUACCAGGUGGAUUUGAAGAAGCCACCUUGACAAGUACUAAAGAAAAUAGAGUCUAUAUUAAGAAUAGGAAAGGAUUCAUAAAAUAUGCAUUGCAAUAUGGAUAUACAGUUUAUCCAUCUUAUGCUUUUGGUGAAAAUAAAUGCUAUUAUACUAUUGAAAAAUUCUUAUCCUUUAGAUUAUUUCUUAAUAAAAUUAAGCUAGUAGGUGCUUAUUUUAUUUCAAAAUAUGGAUGGAUUCCUCGCCACAAUUUCGGAAUACAUACUGUUAUUGGUAAAGGAAUUAAAUUGCCAUAAAUAAUCAAUCCAACACAAUAAGAUAUUAACAAGUAUCAUGAAGUAUAUUUGAGUGAACUGAUUAGUCUAUUUAAUAAAUACAAAAAAAUAUAUAAUCAAGGAGAUUAAAUACUUAAAAUUUAUUGA